UUGUGCUGAGUUCAGACCAUAGACUAUGGACCGUUCAUCUCCUGAAGGAAAAGCAAUCGAGCGUGGCUCACUCGAGCAGCCUGUCCUCAAAGCAAACGAGGGACAGGAUAAGAUGGCAUCCACCGAGCAACCUGAUCCUCCAACACAGCCUGGCCUUCCACCUGGAGAUGAUGCUGCAGCUCCCCCCAGAGAAGCACUGAUUACCACUGCUGUAAAAUUUCUACAGAACCCAAAAGUACGUCAGAGUCCCUUGGCCACCAGAAAAGCCUUCUUAAAGAAAAAAGGGCUGACGGAUGAGGAGGUGGAGUUGGCCAUCCAGCGCUCCGGCAGCACAGAAGAGGUCCUGCCUCUGAGCCCUGUGGGGCCCCCACAUCCACUCCAUGCAACUCAGCUGGCUCUUGCACCACAUAGUCCAGCAGGCUACAGAUUGAGAGACUAUGGAGCCCUUGCCAUCAUCAUGGUGGGCAUCACCUUUGGCUUUCAUCAGCUUUACAAAAAAUACAUCCUUCCCCUCAUUAUGGGCAGCCGAGAGGACAAGAAGCAUCUGCAGAGGAUGGAGAGCAACAUUGCAGCAAUGAGUGGCACGCUGACACAGACAGUCAGCCAGCUGCAACAGACCCUGGUCUCCGUCCAGGAGCUCCUGAUCCAGCAGCAGCAGAGGAUCCAAGAGCUCUCGCAGGAACUGACGUCAGCAGAGGCAUCGUCUUCAACCAACCGCGUCCUGGACAACCAAACAGUUGGCGAGCUGAAGGCUGAGAUCGCCUCUUUGAAGGGCUUACUGCUCAGCAGGAGACAAUUCCCGUCCACUCCCACCAUUCCUAAAAUCCCCUCAUGGCAGAUUCCCCUGAAGCCACCCUCGGCCCCCGGCUCGUCGCCAGUCAACCACACCAACAGCAGCAGCGACAUCUCCCCCGUCAGCAACGAGUCCGCCAGCUCCUCCCCCAUCAAAGACGGACACCACAGCCCCCAGGAUGCACUGGGAGGGCCUGAUGGAGUGAAUGGUAUCAACAAAGAUGACAGCACCGUGGGCGUGGGCACAACCCUGUCCCUGGACCUGAAGGAGCGCAUGGAGGUACAGGGGGAGGAGGAGGAGGAGGAGGAGAAGAAGGAGGAAGACGACGACGAGGAGGACGAUCUCAGCCACGUAGAGGAGGAGGAGGAGGUGGAGGAGGAUGGUGUAAGCAUGCAGACAGUGGAUCGGCGAGGUGGGGAUGGACAGAUUAACGAACAGGUGGACAAACUGAGGCAGCCCGAGGGUGCCAGCAAUGAGAGUGAGGUGGAUUAGAUAACAGUAGAAAGCACAAAGACGCUCUCCAAACACCACUUCUCAUCUCUGCCGACGGCUUUGUUUCAUUCUGCGCCUCUCCGAUCACCCUUUUUUUUUUUUUUUUUUUAUUGUUUUGUUUUUAAAUCUAUCUUCACUGUCUGUUCCCACUUGUUUCUCUAACAUCUUAAUCUUGAGCAAAAUGAGGAGUAGGCGUGAGAAGACGCAAAACUGACAAAUAUUGGAGUGUCUAGUUGACACACGGCUUACCUCGGUUUACUUUUCAUCAUGCAGACUAAAUGACUGCAUGCUGAGCCAAAUACCAUGGUGAAGGGAGAAAUGACGAGCGACAGUCAAAGCAGACUUUAUGAGGCUGAAUGCAGUACUAACUGUUUGUGACUGACUGCUUUUAAUUUUAUGAUUUGAUCAGAUAAUUCACAGCUUUGCCUUGGUGUCCUUGUAAAUGUACUACGGUUCUAAUAUAAACCAAAGAGGCAGCGCUGCACGGCAUAUCUCUCCUGUAUAGUGCAGCUGUAGGUCAGGAGUCAUAUGUUGGCACUUCAGUCUCAAAGUUACCGUGAGCUCCCAGAGAAGCAUUAGCAGAGUUUGUCUCCCUGUUGAUGGCAAUAGGAGAGGACAAGCUCUUCCCGGGCCGGAGCUUUUAGCCUCUUUUAUGUGUCCUUUCGCAUUGGUGUCAGUCUGUCAAUAAUUCACAAGGCCAGCAGGGUGGCAUUUGGGUGAAAUAAAAGCCCUGAAAUUCGAGAUUAGAAUGUGAUGACGGGCUUUGUUCCAUGCCGGUGUCAGAGUGCUCAUACGCUCAAAGCAGGAGAAGAUAAAUGUUUUUUCCCCCGCUUUUCCCUUUUUCACCGAGGGGCUGAAUUGUGCAUCUUUUUUGCGAGCGCGUUUGCGCGUGGCAGUCGAGAAAACCCAGACCGGCUGCUGAGCUGUGUCUGCGUCUCCAGCAGGGCAGCUGAUUUGGUUUGUGAAGUAUGUUAAUAAUCAAAUGAUCAACAAAUAACAGAUGUAUUAGUUCAUGCAGCUUGAAAUGUCAAGGAGGCUAAAAGCGGAAAUCUAAUACAGAAAGCCCAGUUGCAUUGCAUUAUUUUCCGUGACAAACCCUGCGGUCCAAAUUAUGUAGGGCCUCCUACAGUGAGUAAUCUUUACAGAAAACGGCGCCAAUAUUUUAUAAUUAAGCUGCAGUAAGACAACGAGGGCUGCCACAGAUGGAAGUUGCAGAACUUGUAUCACUUUUCUCAGUGUGGAGGUGGAUGGGGGAAGUUAGAAAAAAACAAAACAUUGCCCCGUGAUUGAAAAGGAAAGUAAUAAAUGAAUACUUGACUUAUUGAAUUACUCACUCUGUACUCACUGUCUCCAGCUAACAAGAAGAGUCCAUGAGUGAGAAGAAGGGAUAUCAGCUCGGUGCCAUUUCCACCUCCAUCACAUGGCCUUCAUAGGAAGACAGAAAAGGUAGAGGGGCACUGCUCAUUUCUCUGUGAAACCCGUCUUAACCUACAGAUCAAGUCGGGUGAUGUUGAUUGAGUUUCCUGUUAAAAUGAGGAGUCAUCAACACUGCAGGAUGCUGUAAACUAUAUUUUUUUGAUUUUGUAGAGAUGAAUUUGUAUGGAUGAAUAAGGUUGGUUUAAAGAAGAACAUAAUCAGGUGGUGUAACUUGUGCUUCUUAGCCACUGUAGAACCAGUAAUUGGUCCUCUCUAUAACCUGCUGAUUACUGUCUGUGUGUAAUAAAUCUGCUUUAUCUCAAGUAGAAUCUCUUAUAUUUUUAUUUUAAACCCACUGUACACUCAAUACAUGCUGCUGUAUGUUACUAUUAAAGUCUAAAUCUAGUAUUACAGGGAUUUUCCAUGUUUCUAUUUGGCAUACGUAUAUAUUUUGAAACACACACAGCAGUGAUACUUGUGUUGCAGUAAAUAAGAAGGUUUCAGGUCUAAACAUAAUUCAGUAAAAUAUAAAUUCUGUGUCUGCCCAUCCUAUAAACAUUAAUAAAAAAAAAAUGCACAAUAACAAACAAAAUCUAGGUUGUGCAGUCAUCAUUUUAUUUGAAUGUCUCUGAGAUGGUUUUUUUUGAAUGUGGUUGUACAUGUACAGUUGCAGGAUUGUUUUCUGUAACAGGCAUAUCAAGUAACAAUUUGUAGUAUUUUUUUCUG
Molecule: messenger RNA, 3427 nt
Organism: Anoplopoma fimbria (sablefish)
Lineage: Eukaryota; Metazoa; Chordata; Actinopteri; Perciformes; Anoplopomatidae
Gene: pex14
Product: peroxisomal biogenesis factor 14
Exons: 9
Coding region: 26-1285 (419 amino acids)
Biological process (GO): protein import into peroxisome matrix, docking
Cellular component (GO): peroxisomal membrane; peroxisomal importomer complex
Molecular function (GO): signaling receptor binding
Source: RefSeq, a predicted model, not a curated record